This is a messenger RNA of Darwinula stevensoni, 2658 nucleotides long. The record is from the annotation of a GenBank genome assembly. NCBI's taxonomy places the organism in Eukaryota, Metazoa, Arthropoda, Ostracoda, Podocopida, Darwinulidae.
AUGAAGCAGUUCGGCAAGCCUCUGCCUCCGGGCGACCGAGACCGACCUCCCACUCCGGUCGGAGCGUGCAAGACUCGGAACAUCCUGAGCGGCGGGGAUGACGGAUGGCGCCGUUGCACGCUUUCGUCUCCUUUCGACCCUGGCGCAGGGGGAAUCGGUAUCAUCCCGCCGAACAUCGUUGGAACGGUGAUGCCUUUCGUCCCCCUUCUCUGCCUCUUCACAGCCAUUAAAGCGGGGAAGUUCAAACUGGCGUUCGACAACAAGCACCGAAAGUUCAAGGGACAUAAGAGACCAUCCGUGAACAAGAUAGUCGUGCACCAGCACGUGAAGAAGCCGCACCACCACCACACACCGGAGCCGAUCUUCGUGGACCCCUCCUCCUCGUCCUCGUCCUCCUCUUCGCCAUCCUCGUCGGGGGGCGUGGGGUCCUUCACGAACCACCUCACUCCCUAUCCGCUGAGACGGUCGGGUGGGAGAGGAAAGCCGGCGCGGAAGCGGAAGAGGUCGGACAAGGCAGAACGUGAGGAAAGGCCCUCGAACUUCUCGAGUCAUCUCUUUAAACAGCUGAAGCAUUCCACGGAGAACCCCGAUGAUCGGCGAGGAGGCACGGUUCACAAUUGGCGCUUCACUCGAGGGAUGGGUGACUUCUUGACUCCGGUUUUGAUUUCCUGUCUCUUUUGGGCCGGAUCGUCCUCGAAAAUCAUCGUGUAUCAUGCCGUGCACCAAGGGCGAAGAUACGGGAACGCGCCACAGCAGUUCCAAGCGAAGAACCUCGAGGACUGCACCGUGAAGUGCGCGAGGACGAACCCGUCCGGGCCUUUCCUGGCUUUCAACUUCAGGGAACGGGAUGGGUUCUGUCAGCUGAUUCACAAUGAGAAGAGUGGUCUCGUUCCCUCGGAUGGCUACCAGGCAUACGUACAAUUUCUGUGCCUGACGGACUACCCGAGGAUGGAGCACGCGACGGAAUCUUUCGUGGCUUGGACGGGUGAGCAUCCAGCCCCACCCGGUGGGGAGGUGAAAUUCUCUUGCAUCCACCGGCGAGGGUUCGAGGAUGGCAGGAAGGAGCACCUUGCCACCUGUUCCUCGACUGAAGCCGAUUCCUGGAGCUCGACGUUCAUCGAAGGCGAAAGGGUCCUCUGUCCUGAUGCACCGAGGCAAUUUUCAGCAUCGUGCGUGACCGAACACCCGAAGAUGGAAAAUGCAGUAGUGGCAUACGACGGAUGGGACGGGAAGUACCCAGCGCCUCCAGGCGCCCAGGUCGUCUAUACCUGCCGUCGUUCUUGGCGGUUCACUGAUGGGUCGAGCACGCACGAAGCCACCUGCUCGUUUCGGCUCGAUGACACUUGGGAGACCUCCUUUCGCGGGGAGGACGUUCAAUGCCGAUAUGAACUGGAUUAUCCCGAAUGCCGACUGACGGAGAUGGGGAAGGAAUACAUCGGGACCGUGAGCGUGACGGAGAACGGAAAACCCUGCCUCAGAUGGGAUUCCCCGGAUGUGAAAUCGUCAUAUCGAACAGUUGGGAAGGGAUUCUAUGAAGGCAUGUUCUUCGAAGAGCACUUCCUCAACCAGGAUCCGUCUUCCCACAGGAAUUUCUGCCGGAACCCAUCGACGAACGAUAUGCCUUGGUGUUUCGUCGAUGAUGGUGGUUUGACGUGGGAGUAUUGCUGGAUUCCAUUUUGUGAUGAUCUAAGUGCACCUGAAUGCAAAAUGACUCAAAAGGGAGCAGAAUACUCGGGCACACUAAAUAAGGCCAUUUCUGGCUCUCCGUGUCUCGCGUGGCUCGGUGAGCAGGAUCUGAGUCCAGAAUGGAGGUUUGCGAUUAAGGGACAGGCAUUCCCCGAUUCCAUCACGGAUGAGCACAACUACUGCAGGAAUCCGACAGGGAAGCCGGGCGGUCCUUGGUGCAAUGUCCAAGAUCCCACAGGGCGUGAGGUGAAUUGGGAGUAUUGCGAUGUGCGUUUUUGUGCCGUGAAAGACGCGGAGAGGGCGUGCGACGAUGACGGAGGAUCGGAGGAGCGAUGCGCGUCGAAGCCCCUGGAAUGCCGCUUGACUGAGUUGGGGCUGGAGUACGUGGGAAUCAAGAACGUUGAUGCGGACGGUCGGAAGUGUCAACCCUGGUUGGGUCGGGCGAACGACAAGCGAUUUUCAGUCAUGGACAUAAUGAUGAUCCCUGAUGAAGGUGUUGACAGUAGUCACAACUACUGUCGCAAUCCUGACGCUAACCCGUAUGGCCUCUGGUGCUUCACUGAAGAGGGAACUGGCGAAAGAUGGGGACAUUGCAUGGUCCCUUUCUGCUAUCAAUUGUAUGAGCGCUUCGCCGUCGAGGGUAAACCGGCUGAAGGAUAUCCAGAAUGCUUGCAGACCGCGAUGGGGAAGGAAUACGUAGGAACGACGAGGAAAACGAAGACCGGAAAGCCCUGUCUCCGAUGGGAUUCCCACCCAUAUGGAAAACCUGAGGACUUCGACUCGAGUGCAACUUAUGAGCAUCAUUUCCGAUUUGGCAAUUCCACGUUGCACCAGGAUUUCUGCAGGAACCCGACGAUCAGGCAGCAACCCUGGUGCUUCGUUGAAGAUCUAGACAUCGAAUGGGAAUUUUGCCAAAUUCCCUUUUGCCCCAACUACCCCAGUGAGCCCACUCCUAUCCACGAAUCCCUGUAG